Messenger RNA from Triplophysa dalaica, 4528 nucleotides. It is a transcript of the gene secisbp2l, whose product is annotated as SECIS binding protein 2-like. Lineage: Eukaryota; Metazoa; Chordata; Actinopteri; Cypriniformes; Nemacheilidae. The record is from RefSeq and is a predicted model, not a curated record. The transcript has 18 exons. Gene Ontology annotation, cellular component: ribonucleoprotein complex. Gene Ontology annotation, biological process: selenocysteine incorporation. Gene Ontology annotation, molecular function: ribonucleoprotein complex binding; mRNA 3'-UTR binding; selenocysteine insertion sequence binding. The coding region runs from base 138 to 3221 and encodes 1027 amino acids.
UGUCAGUCAGUCAGUCAGUCAGUCUUUCUGUCAGUCAGUAAGUGACGGACAUCAGAACCGGAGCGGCUCCAGAUCAUGCGCGAGCUCACGGCGUCUUGACAGCUGCACGCGGCUCGGUUCCGGUGUAAGCGGACGCGAUGGAUGGCGGCGAGAGAAAGGACGUGAAGCUCUCAGCUGAAGUGAAGCCGUUUGUUCCUCAGAAGAAAGGUGUUGACGGUUCAUUAUUACCCAUGAGUCUGUGCAGUGAGGGCGGAGCUGAGCCCACACAAAUCCCCUCCUACCUGAUCACCUGCUACCCGUUUGUACAGGAGAAUCAGAACAACAGUCGGCAGCUGCCGGUGUACAGCGGAGAUCAACGCUGGCAGCAGAUGAACCCGAGCCCAGGUGGGCCGUACCUGGCGUACCCGAUCCUGUCCUCCCCUCAGCCCACCGUCAGCAGUGAUUACAGCCCAUACUAUCACGCCAUCAUGCCCACACCCUGUCCUCCUGUGAUGGGCUUCUAUCAGCCGUUCCCCGGGCCGUACGCAGGGCCGCUGCAGGCCGGUGUGUUAAACCCUGUGUCAGAGUGCAGUGAGAGAGUCACCCCGCAGGGUCAGACACAGAGAGGGAGGGGCAUCACACGAGCUCCCAUCAUGCACAAGCCGAUGAGUCAGCCCUUGAGAGUCAAACGUCCUGUGAUGCGGAGUGUGGCGGUACAGAAGGAAGUAGGAGCGGCUGGGCCUGAUGGGAGAUGCAAGACUGUGUUGCUGGUGGAUGCCGCUCAACAGACAGAUUUCCCAGGUGAGGCGUGCGGCAGCAGAUCAGAUCAGGCGAGUGUUCUGCAGUGGAAGAACAAAAGCAGACGCAGACGAACAUCACAGCAGGAGUCAUCCAGUGAGCACGGAGCCAGCGAGGCCGACAUCGACAGUGACAGCGGCUACUGCAGCCCCAAACACAACCAGGGAGGUGUCAACCCUUCAGCCAAUCAAAACACAGCUCCAGCGGGUGUUGACGCGAGCGUCAUGACAGCGGUUAGCUGGGGGAAUGUUGGUUCACACAACACACAGAAAGCAUGGACAGAGAGAAAUGUGUCCUAUCAGAGAGGCAACAGAACUCCUGAGCAGAGGAGCUACACACAGACGGCUUUCAGUGGUCGUGCAGGAGGGCAACGGAGAUCCACACAGAACACUCCAGACACACCUAACACAAACACAAACCUCACACCUGAACCACUCUACUUUCAGGAUGUAGAGGAGUUUCCUGAUCUGGCCACAGGUGGCGCUCCUCAACGUAAUAAACCAGAACCAGCACAGCCCAAACUGCACAAGAACCUGCUGGACAACCUUCCUGAGAAUUCACCCAUCAGCAUUGUGCAGACGCCCAUUCCCAUCACCAGCUCUGUACCCAAAAGAGCCAAGAGUCAGAGGAAGAAAGCUCUCGCCGCCGCUCUGGCCACAGCGCAGGAGUAUUCUGAGAUCAGCAUGGAGCAGAAGAAACUACAGGAGGCUUUGUCUAAAGCAGCAGUAAAGAAGAGCAGGGCUCCUGUCCAGUUGGAUCUGGGUGAUAUGUUGGCAGCACUAGAGAAACAACAACAGGCAAUGAGAGCAAGACAGCUGAACAACACCAAACCACUGACGUACACAGUUGGAACAGUGGGAGGUCUUUACAGUAAAGACAGCAGUACAACAUCAUCAACUGUCAAACACACAUACACCCCCCCACACAACAUCCUGGACUCCACUGCCCCGCGCGUCAAGAGAGGAAAAGAACGAGAGAUUCCCAAAGUCAAGAAGACCACCGCCAUGAAGAAGAUAAUUCUGCAAGAGCGUGAGGUGAAGAAAGGGAAGAGCCCUGCUGAUCAAGGUGUGACUGGAGCUGAAGAUCAGAGAGACAGUGACACCCUCACACAGGAGCAGGAUGAGAACGGUUUGAGCGUGCCCAGUGAUGCUUCUCUGUCUCCAGCGAGUCAGAAUUCUCCAUACAGCAUCACACCUGUGUCUCAGGGCUCACCGGGCAGCUCGGGCAUCGGCAGCCCAAUGGCUACAUCUGCCAUCACCAAGAUACACAGCCGCAGAUUCAGAGAGUACUGUAAUCAGGUGUUGAGUAAAGAGAUCGAUGAGAGCGUGACAAUGCUCCUGCAGGAGUUGGUUCGAUUUCAGGAGCGUGUCUAUCAGAAGGAGCCCACCAAAGCCAAAGCCAAGAGGAGGCUUGUGAUGGGACUGAGAGAGGUCACCAAACACAUGAAACUACAAAAGAUCAAGUGUGUCAUCAUCUCACCCAACUGUGAGAAGAUCCAGGCCAAAGGUGGUCUGGAUGAGGCACUUUAUAACGUGAUCGCCAUGGCGAGGGAACAAGAAAUCCCAUUUGUGUUUGCUCUGGGACGCAAAGCUCUUGGCCGCUGUGUGAACAAACUCGUUCCUGUGAGCGUCGUUGGAAUAUUUAACUUCUCUGGAGCAGAGGGUCUGUUUAAUAAGCUGGUGUCUCUGACGGAGGAGGCGAGGAGAGCGUAUAAAGACAUGGUGAACGCUCUUGAGCAGGAGCAGGCCGAGGAGGCCCUGAAGAACGUCAAGAAGGUCACACAUCACAUGGGUCACUCCAGGAACCCGUCUGCCGCCAGCGCCAUCUCCUUCUGCAGCGUCAUCUCUGAGCCCAUCUCUGAGGUCAAUGAGAAAGAAUACGAGACCAACUGGAGGACUAUGGUGGAGAACACGGAUGCCCCCGAACCCCUGGAGUCUGAGCCCAGCAGCAGAAGGCACAUUAAAGAGCCCAAGGUCACGCUACCCACUCCGCAGCCGGCAUCACCGCUUACCCUGGCGCCCUCUCGUGCCCCAGAGAGAGAAGAGUCCCGCACGGAUGACCGUUUGGAGUGGGCAUCGCAACGGAGCACGGACACGGGUUCACUGGACGGCAGCUGUCGUGACCUGCUCAACUCUUCCAUCACCAGCACCACCAGUACACUGGUGCCCGGCAUGCUGGAGGAGGAAGAGGAGGAGGACGAGGAGGAUGAGGAUUACCCCCCCGAGCCCCUCUCUGUGCAGGUGCCGCCGCUCAGCUGUAGGAUCGAGUCAUGGGUCUCUAAAACUCUGGAGAACCUGCAGCUGCACAGACAGAGCGACGACAGCACGGAUGACGAGGAUGAGGAGGAAGGACGGCAGAGCGACAAAGAGCUCGACUCGUCUGAUCUUACAGACCCAGCAGCCAACGACAAAGAUGUGCUCGAACCCACCGCACGCACUGGCUGAUGGACACAACACACAACUCUCUCUCUCUCAGUUUAUUAAGGAGUUUCAGACCAACACAAACAUUGACUCAGGAAAAUUAAAUGGACAAACCAAUCAAACUCUCUCUCUCUCUCUCUCUCUCUGUGUGUGUUUUUGUGUCUACACAACUUUAAAGGGACAGUUUACCACACAGUGAAAAUUCUGUCGUCAUUCACACACACACAUUUUGUUCAAACUCGUUUGACUUCCAUUCUUCAGUGGAAGACAGAAUGAGAUGUUGAGCAGAAUCUCCACACUGCUUAUAUAAACAUCCGUUUCUGUCUUAAAGAAUGAAGGUCACACCCCCCCAACAGAAUCUUCAUUUGGACCCUUAAACUGACGAAGGAAACAAAUUCAUUCCGACACACACACACACACACACAAGUGGAGUCAUUUCUCUCUGUCUUUCGUCAGUGUUUGUUAGCUUUUAUCAGUGGUCAAGAAUCAUUUAAAGCAACACAAACAUUUAACAAAUUCUGCAGAGAAAACAUGAGAAGACGCUCAAGCGAUAACCCCGCUGUAAAUAACAUGUAGAAAUAUUUCUAAUAUUCAGUCUUACUGGCUUCUAUUUAUCGUGCUUGAUCUUAUGAGAAUGUUUUCUGCUGAUAAUUCACCUCAUAACGUGUGUGUGUGUGUGUGUGUGUGUGUGUCUGUGUGUGUAAGAGAGAUCUCUUUACUCUCAUGUACUCUCGUCUUCUUCAUCUGUAGUAUUAACACGGCUCAGAGUGUCUUUCAUCAUAUUAAACUCUACGUGAAGGAUUUCUGUCAAUAUAAUGUUUAUAUUUGCUUUUGUUUGUUAUAAUUAAAAUGAAUGUGAGUGAUAUUUCUGUUAUAACGACUAAUGUGAGGGAAACGUCCAGUGUAAAGCGUCAGUCGUGAGUGUUUUGCUCAUGUAAACAAUGUAAAUGUUAAAGAUCUCAGUGCAAUAAGCUUCUGUAGCAGAACUCCAGCACCGUCAGCUUCAGCUCGGUGUGGUGCUAAUGGACUCUCUCUCUCUCUCUCUCUUCCUCCCUCUAUCUCUCUCUCUCUCUCUCUCUCUCUUCCUCCCUCUGUCUCUCUCUCUCUCUCUCUCUCUCUCUCUUCCUCCCUCUGUCUCUCACUCACUCUGUGUGUGUUUAGAGUGAUUUUCAAUGUCGUGUCUUUUGCACUAUGUACAUAAUAGUGACCAUGUUUGGGUAACUGAUGUUAAACUAGCACGAGUCAUGUAUUCUAGUGAAGUGUCUGUCCAUCUGCACCUGCAGUACUUUCUGACUGAUCAUUAAUACAAUUAAACUGUUUUCACUACCGUC